Spinacia oleracea (spinach) is the source of this 4632-nucleotide messenger RNA. Its product is annotated as ATP-dependent RNA helicase DEAH13. The transcript is spliced from 12 exons. Gene Ontology annotation, biological process: maturation of SSU-rRNA from tricistronic rRNA transcript (SSU-rRNA, 5.8S rRNA, LSU-rRNA). The record is from RefSeq and is a predicted model, not a curated record. Bases 314 to 4252 code for a protein of 1312 amino acids. Lineage: Eukaryota; Viridiplantae; Streptophyta; Magnoliopsida; Caryophyllales; Amaranthaceae. Gene Ontology annotation, molecular function: helicase activity; ATP binding; RNA binding. Gene Ontology annotation, cellular component: nucleolus; intracellular anatomical structure.
UUCCCCGCGUUUCUCCCCCCCCCGCUUCUCACUGCUGCUUCCCCACCACCACCCACCCCAAAGCACCACCAUCGUUGCUGCCAUCUUCUCUCCUCUCCAGCAUCUAGGUCGUCGACUCUCCUAACGCUGGAAACCUCCACCGCAACCGCCUCCUCUCCUCUCCUGGACGCGCACCGCCACCGUCGCUGGGUUCAUACAAAUAAUUUCCGCCGUCUUGUCUCCGCCGACCAACACCCCCUUCGCAUCUUCUCCGCCACACUACCCACCCACUCACGAGUCACGACUGUAAGCUAUCUCAAUUGAUAAACCUUAAAUGGAUUCUUCCGGUGAUAGCAAUGCACUUAUUUUGCCUGCUAAGACAAAAAAUCGAAAGGUCAAAUCGAAUUCUCAGCCGAUCAUAAGCUGUCAAAAUAAAAAGUUGAGUAAUUCCCAGAAAAGGAAGUUAAAGAAAUUGGAGGAGGAAAAGGAACAACAAUUAUUGCUGUCGAAAAGCUUGGAAAACUUAGAGAAGUAUACCAUAAGUGACAAUGCAUAUUCGUUUCUCCGGUCCUCACAAAACAUCGGUCAGGCUGAGACAACGAAGGAGAAACGUAGGAGGGUUAUGCAAUUUUCUAAGGCUGGUUUAGAUGUACCUGUGAGUGAUAUGGGUACCAAGAGAAAGAAAGUUGGAUCAUGCGAAAGUGAACUUGAUGAUUCUCAAUGCUCUCCAUUGGAGGUUGCGGAUAAAAAUGUCACCUUCAAACCAGUGCUUAUUGAAACAGUAGCCACAAAUGGUUUUACUUACUCUGUGCCUUCUCAAGGGCCAGACGAGCAACACAGUGUUGAUGAUCAUGGAGGAACUGAGCCUGAAGAAUUGAUUAAGGUAGCUAUCGGAGAUAGCUGCAAAGUCACGAACCUAGAUGCUGGAAAUUCAUCACACAUUCAGUGCCCUGAUACUGACAAGAAAUCUGUUGCUGCAGAGAGUGAACUCAAUGGUGAUCCCCAAGUUAAUUCUUAUGGAACAAGAUGCGUCGAAGGUGAUCCCAUUCCAGGACCUCGAAUUGCCCCUACUGUGGUACAUGUGUCACGACCAAAAGAUGUGCAAAACACGAGAAUGGAUCUCCCGGUCAUUAUGAUGGAGCAAGAGAUAAUGGAAAGUAUAAACAAUCAUAGUAGUGUGAUCAUUAGUGGAGAAACUGGGUGUGGCAAGACCACACAAAUUCCACAGUUCCUCUUUGAAGCUGGCUAUGGCUCAGGAGAUUGUUCCAUGAAAGGGGGUGUUAUUGGGGUAACCCAGCCUCGCCGUGUUGCUGUGCUUUCUACAGCAAGACGUGUAGCAUAUGAGCUUGGAUUUCGACUUGGUAAAGAGGUCGGUUUUCAAGUCAGGCAUGACAAAAAGAUUGGAGAAAGCUCCUCCAUCAAAUUUAUGACUGAUGGAAUUCUGCUUCGAGAGCUGCAGAGUGAUUUCUUGUUGAAGCGUUACUCUGUCAUAAUUUUGGAUGAGGCUCAUGAAAGGAGCUUAAACACAGACAUUCUUAUUGGGAUGCUUUCUCGUGUUAUUAAGGCACGCCAGAGAGAAUAUGAGGCACAACAGCUUGUUCAAGGAGAAAUUGAGCCUGAUAAGAAAAUAUUCCCUUUAAAACUAAUAUUGAUGAGUGCUACCAUGAGGGUUGAGGAUUUCACUUCAGGAACAUCAAUAUUCCCUAAGCCCCCACCUGUUAUAAAAGUUUCAGGAAGAGAAUUUCCUGUAACAAUACACUUCUCGAAGAAAACGGUGCUUACGGACUAUAUUGGUGAAGCCUAUAAGAAGGUCUUAAAAAUUCACAAGAGGGGGCUGGCUUCUGGUGGCAUACUGGUGUUUGUUACUGGCCAAAGGGAAGUAGAGGACUUGUGCCGUAUGCUUCGUCAAGCAUCAAAGCAAUUUGAAACCAGAAGUUGUGAAGUUAGUACAGAUAUUGAGGCAACUACAAUGACCGGCAUGGGCCAAAUUGAUGGGUAUGAUAUGAAAGAGAUUGAUGAAGCCAUUAAUACUCAUGCAAGCUCGACUGAACAACAAACGGACAGGUUUAGUUGUUAUGAUGAGAGUCAUGAUGAAUCAGACAACAACGACACAUACUCCUCCUUCAGUUCGGAGUCAGACAGUGAGUCAGGUUUUGAAAGUGAUUAUGAAGAUCUUGAAGAUCAGAAGACUUCUAAAAUGGAUGAUAGCAGUGUUGACUUUACAGAUGUAAACCUUGAUUCUUUGAAGGCUUCUUUUGAAGGCUUGACAGAUAAGACUGCUAAAACAUCAGACAUGAAAGAAUUAAAUUCUACUACACAGGAUGUUUGUUCAAAUCAACCUUUCAGCUCGACUAAGGAAAAAGGAGAGAAGAAGGGUCCUGUUAUUGGUCCAUUACAUGUUUUGCCUCUUUAUGCUAUGCUUCCAGCAGCUGCUCAGCUUCGUGUAUUUGAUAAGAUAAAGGAAGGGGAGCGUCUAGUAGUUGUUGCCACCAAUGUGGCUGAGACCUCUUUAACAAUUCCUGGGAUAAGAUAUGUGGUUGACACUGGAAGGGAAAAGGCGAAAGAGUACAACCCCUCUAAUGGAAUGGAAUCAUAUAAAAUACAGUGGAUAAGUCAGGCAUCAGCCAAUCAACGUGCUGGAAGAGCGGGAAGAACUGGACCAGGUCGUUGUUACCGCCUCUACUCUGCUGCAGCCUUGUCUAAUGAAUUUCCAGAAUUCUCAUGUCCUGAAAUUUUGAAAAUUCCUGUUGAUGGUGUUAUCCUCCUUAUGAAAUCCAUGGCAAUUAGUAAGGUUGCAAAUUUUCCAUUCCCAACCCCGCCUAAUGCCACCGCAUUAGUGAAAGCAGAGAAAUGCUUAAUGGCUCUUGAAGCACUUGAUAGUGAUGGUAGGCUGACACCUUUGGGCAAGACAAUGGCUCAGUAUCCCUUGAGCCCACGCCACUCUAGGUUGCUCCUCCUUGCUAUACAGAUUACAAAAAAGGAGAUUAACAAUGUACGGCCAAAUCUAGUUUUAGGUUAUGCAGUGGCUGUAGCUGCUGCCUUGAGCUCGUCAAAUCCUUUUCCUUUUCAGUUUGAUAGAAGUCAGACCAAUGCCGAGGGCACAGAGCUGGAUGAUGAUUCUGGUUCUCUCAGCAGCCAGAAAAAUGGAGACCAGCAGCUAUCACGGAAGCAAAUGAAGAAAACCUCUAAGCUUUCUCGUGCCAAAUUCUCUAACCUUAAGAGUGAUGCAUUAACUGUAGCUUAUGCCUUGCAGUGUUUUGAGCAAUCUAAGAACCCAUCUCAGUUCUGCACAGAAAACACACUACACCUCAAAAUUAUGGUUGAAAUAUCCAAGCUGAGAAAGCAACUAUUACAAUUAGUGUUUAAUCAGAGAUAUAGUGGUUUGGAGCAAGACUUCUCAUGGACUCAUGGAACCAUAAAAGAUGUGGAAGAUGAUUGGAGUGUCUCUUCUGAAAAGAAUCCCCUUUCGGAAACUGAGGAAGACGUCUUGUGCCAAGCUAUUUGUGCUGGAUGGGCAGAUAGGAUUGCCAAGCGUAUUAGAGGAGUCAGUGUAUCAUCAUCAGGAGAUAAAAGAAUCAAUGCUAAUAGGUAUCAGGUGCCCUUGGUUGAUGAAACAGUGUUUCUUUAUCGGUCCUCAUCUAUCUCUAAAGCAGCUCCUGAAUAUUUGGUGUAUAAAGAGAUUACUUGUACGAAACGGCCAUACAUUCAAGAAGCAACAAGUGUGAAGUCAGAGUGGUUGGUGAAACAUGCUGGAUCCUUGUGCACAUAUUCAGCACCUUUAGUAGAUCCAAAACCAUUUUAUGAUCCUGUUUGUGACCAAGUAUUUUGUUACAUUACCCCAUAUUUUGGUCCUCACUUAUGGGAACUCCCACGAAACAAGGUGCCAAUAAAAGAUGUUCAACAACGUGUAAUUGUCUUUGCUUAUGCUUUGCUUGAUGGUCAAGUCCUACCAUGCAUAAAACCUUACAAGACGUACAUGGCAAGCCAACCAAUCAGCAUCUUGAAACCGGAAGCAUUGGGUCAAAAACGUGUUGGUAAUCUUUUAAGCAAGUUGAGGACAAGAUCAAGAACAAUUGAUAGUUGUGUGAUGCUAAAAGAAGCUUGGAAAGAAGAUCCUCACCUGUUGCAUUCAGAAAUACUGGACUGGUUUCAGAAGGACUUCCGUUGUCAGUUUGAAAAUUUAUGGGAAAAGAUGCACCAUGAAGCUCAAUCUGGAACACAGGGCCGGUUACCUGACCGAACUAGAAAGAGAAAAUGCAAUGUGAAAGAUUGAUUUUCAUAUUUUCUUUUUGAUUUACAUUACAUGGUUAAGCACAGUGCACGUUUCAAGAACAAGGGUACCAAGGAGAGGAAACUGGCAUGAAAAGAAAAGCGUUUUGCACAGGGACCUGCUGUUGAAGCACCUGCAGCAGCUAAGCAACUUGACAGGAAGCCUUUCUUCUUCUUCUUCUUCUUCUUCUUCUUCUUCUUCUUCUUCUUCCUGUCUCUAGCUUUGUAUUUGUCAGAAAUCAGUCCAGGGUUAUUUACAUGUUGGCGACGUAGCUCAAUUGUUAUUUAUACAUGUAGCCUCUUGUGUACCUAAUUAACACAAAAUAUAGCAUCAAUUCGAAGAUUUUUUAAUUUACAUUUGAAUUAUUUGAAUUAUUAUUACGA